AUGCAUCACGCCGCAAUAAUAUGCCAACUUGCACUAUGGACGACGGGAAUUCAAGCUUUUCAAUCACCAUCAUCAUCCCAGCCGAGGGCUCUGCAUGACGUUGAGGAUGCUGGUAAACGCGAUGUUGUGGCCCGUGAUGCCGUGGGGCCUAUGGGCUUCGUGACAUUCAAAAUGGCCACCAAAGGAGGAGCUUCCAGUGCCGACUUGGUUUCAAAGAGAAUUCCUCAGAUUGCACAGAACCUAGCCCGCAAGUACGGCUCGGAUCUACCUUCACGUACUACCCACGAGGGCGUUACUCUUGUCGACAGGGAGAACACUUACAGCGUAGCUACACCAGUGACACCAUCCCAGAGCAACACUGCCGGGGUUUACCAAGAUGGCACAGACUAUUCGUACUUUAUCAAGGCAGAAAUUGGUUCCGAGGCGACACCAAUGUAUAUGCUUAUUGACACGGGAGCCAGUACGACGUGGGUCAUGAGCUCGGAUUGCAAGUCUGACCCCUGCACAAGACACAAUACCUAUGGCCCAGAGGACUCCAAGACACUCACGGAUUCCGGCAAGACCUUCUCGGUCGAGUAUGGCUCAGGCGAGGUUAGCGGCCAUUAUAUCGACGAUACCAUGAAUGUGGCUGGGCUGAGUGUGCAGUACGAGUUUGGCCUUGCCAAUGUCACGUCAUCCCAGUUCUCGUCCUUUCCAUUCGAGGGUAUUCUGGGACUGGCAAGGAAUAGCGGCAAUUUCAAUGACGCCUUGAAGAAGGCCAAGGUCAUUGAUGCCAACAUAUUUGCAGUGUCGCUAUCUAGGGCCGCGGACGGCACAAACGAUGGCGAGAUUAGUUUCGGUGCUGUCGAUCCCUCCAAGUACACGGGCGAUAUCACAUACACCACGACGACAGACGACGUCAGCUGGUCGAUUAUUAUGGACGAUAUUACCAUUGGGGGAAAGUCCUCUGGCAAUAGUGGAAAGACUGCCUACAUCGACACGGGCACGACUUAUGCUUUCGGGCCUCCUGACGACGUGGCGGCAGUGUACAAGCUGAUUCCAGACUCGAAGAGUGACGAUGGUGUCACAUACACUUUCCCAUGCGAUACGACUGCUCAGCUUGCUUUCACAUUCUCCGGAACGUCGUUCGCAGUCAGUGCCAAGGAUUUCAUCGGUGCAUCUGGAAGUGACAACCAGUGCACUGGCACCCUCUUUGGCAUGGAGGUUGUUGAGGGAGCUUGGCUUUUGGGAGACAUGUUUCUCAAGAACGUUUACUCGAUCUUUGAUAUCGACGGUAAACGUGUCGGUUUCGCCUCCAGAGCAGCUGGCUCAGGCACGACCACUGCCCUAGCGUCCUCUUCCACCGUGGUAUCCACUGUCGUCACCGAGGAUGGCUCAACCACGCUCACCACCAUUACCACAUCCAGCACGGCUACAGGAGUUCCCUCCAUGGGUUUCACUGGUGGCCGCGAUGGAUCAACCUCGGCCGCUGAUGCCAGCACCACCGCUGGAGCAUCUGCAACGGCAACAUCAACUAGCACUUCUUCAGGAGAGCAGUCCCAAGUUCACAAGCUAUACGUCUCCAUUUCAUGCAUUAUCUCCGUCAUAGCAUUGGUCAUUUGA
Molecule: messenger RNA, 1602 nt
Organism: Pestalotiopsis fici W106-1
Lineage: Eukaryota; Fungi; Ascomycota; Sordariomycetes; Amphisphaeriales; Sporocadaceae
Exons: 3
Coding region: 1-1602 (533 amino acids)
Biological process (GO): proteolysis
Molecular function (GO): aspartic-type endopeptidase activity
Source: RefSeq, a predicted model, not a curated record